AGUGCGCCUGCAUUUCCUUCCCUUACUUCGGCCAAUUCUCAGUUUCAUUUCCGGUCUCCCAUUUCCGGUCCUUUCAUUUAUCCUUCCGACAGAAAAAUCGGUGGUGUGGUCAGUUGGAAUCUUCGGUUCCCGUCAAGUCGGCCUGGCCUGAGGCCGCGAAGCUCACUGGGCUGGGGCCGCGCGGCCCCAGGGCGGCGCCCUCCCUCGCACCAUGGCCCGAAACGCAGAAAAGGCCAUGACGGCCUUAGCAAGAUUUCGUCAAGCUCAGCUGGAAGAGGGAAAAGUGAAGGAACGAAGACCCUUUCUUGCCUCAGAAUGUACUGAGUUGCCCAAAGCUGAGAAGUGGAGACGACAGAUCAUUGGAGAGAUCUCUAAAAAAGUGGCUCAGAUUCAGAAUGCUGGUUUAGGUGAAUUCCGAAUUCGUGACCUGAAUGAUGAAAUUAACAAACUGCUAAGAGAGAAAGGACACUGGGAGGUCCGGAUCAAGGAGCUAGGCGGUCCUGAUUAUGGAAAAAUUGGCCCUAAAAUGCUGGAUCAUGAAGGGAAAGAAGUCCCGGGAAAUCGAGGUUACAAGUACUUUGGAGCAGCAAAAGAUUUGCCUGGUGUUAGAGAGCUAUUUGAAAAAGAACCUCUUCCUCCUCCAAGAAAGACUCGUGCUGAGCUCAUGAAGGCGAUCGAUUUUGAAUACUAUGGUUAUCUAGAUGAAGACGAUGGCGUUAUUGUACCUUUGGAGCAAGAAUAUGAAAAGAAACUCAGAGCUGAAUUAGUGGGAAAGUGGAAAGCAGAGCGAGAGGCCCGGCUGGCAAGAGGAGAAAAGGAGGAGCAGGAGGAAGAGGAGGAAGAGACCAACAUCUAUGCUGUUACCGAGGACGAGUCUGAUGAGGAAGGCAGCCAGGAGAAAGGAGGGGAAGACGGGCAGCAGAAGUUCAUCGCUCACGUCCCGGUGCCGUCUCAGCAGGAGAUCGAAGAGGCACUUGUUCGAAGGAAGAAGAUGGAACUCCUCCAGAAGUAUGCAAGUGAGACCCUGCAGGCCCAGAGUGAAGAGGCCAAAAGACUCCUGGGAUAUUAGGGCCAAGCUGGGACACUCCUUGGGGUCUGGAAAACUGCCGGGAGUUCUUCAUCCCCCAUUGGCACUUGCGUUAACUCACAGGGCUCUGCCACCCAGGGACUGCAGAUGGGCAGGCCUGCUCCGCGAGGCUUCCUGCUGCUUCCUACCAUUCAUUCUUCUCUUACCUUUUCUUACCUCAUCUUCCGAUCUGAGGGAAGGGUCUGCCCUGUGCCUCCCUGGCAGACUGUAUAUGUACCAAACACUUCAGCCAUCGCCUUGGUACAAAUGUUUGCCUCCUAUAUGAACUCACUUAUUUUUCUCCUGAGUGUGUAAAACAGGCUGCUAACUGGCUGCCUGUCAGUGUUUUAUUUAGCCCU
Messenger RNA from Ceratotherium simum simum (southern white rhinoceros), 1425 nucleotides. RefSeq names its product ISY1 spliceosome associated protein (gene ISY1). The record is from RefSeq and is a predicted model, not a curated record. Gene Ontology annotation, biological process: generation of catalytic spliceosome for second transesterification step. NCBI's taxonomy places the organism in Eukaryota, Metazoa, Chordata, Mammalia, Perissodactyla, Rhinocerotidae.